AGAAACCCGAUCACGGCUUCCUUUCUCGCUCCGCUCCGCUUAUAUGCGCCCACGGUUUCCUUCUCAGCAAAGGAAAACCUGUCCACGGCUUCCUCUCGCUUGGUAGAUCGCCGCUUCCAUCUGUUCGCUGAUGGCGUCGUCCUCCGAUUUCUCCACUGGAGAUGCUGUGAUGAAGAGACAAAACAGGGGGUCUCCUAUCAAAUUCCUAGUCCCUCUCAUAUACGCUCCCAUCCUCCCUCUCAUUCGAAUCGGGCUGCGGCACAACCCGGUGAUGAGGGAGCGGUUGUUCUUCGGCGUGUUGGCCGGUGCCUUCGCUCACGGGGCGUACCUGGUAACCGAUUUGUACGACAUCGAGAGCAAAUGAGCUUCACUGGCUGCUUCAGAUGGUGUUAUAUUAUUAGCGGGCAACAUUACUUUCUGAUUCUACGUAGUGCAUUUUCAACAUCAAACUAUAUCUGAUUUAUAUAAUCAGCAUGGUAUUCUACAUGUUUCUUUUCCACAAAAAUGUUAGUUUAUUUUCUUUGGUCUAACUAAUUGAUAUGGUUGUGCAUCGUAAUGAUGCCAAGUUUCUGGAGUACUUAAAACUUAUGCUUCAGUUCAUUCUUUAGAAAAUCAAACCAACUUUUUCUUCACAAUCAUUCUGCCAAUGAUUGUUAUUAUCUGCUGCUCGUACAGUGAGGGUUGUUCUACAAAAUAAGUGCUUGUGCGAACAAAUCAUCCUUUACUAUGAUGUGUAUCUUUAUCAGUCA
Musa acuminata AAA Group (dessert banana) is the source of this 749-nucleotide messenger RNA. RefSeq lists its product as uncharacterized. Gene Ontology annotation, cellular component: chloroplast. The coding region runs from base 131 to 364 and encodes 77 amino acids. The record is from RefSeq and is a predicted model, not a curated record. The transcript is spliced from 4 exons. Lineage: Eukaryota; Viridiplantae; Streptophyta; Magnoliopsida; Zingiberales; Musaceae.